Aspergillus ruber CBS 135680 is the source of this 2030-nucleotide messenger RNA. Its product is annotated as putative pre-mRNA splicing factor. Gene Ontology annotation, biological process: regulation of alternative mRNA splicing, via spliceosome; mRNA cis splicing, via spliceosome. The transcript has 3 exons. The record is from RefSeq and is a predicted model, not a curated record. Gene Ontology annotation, molecular function: RNA binding. Gene Ontology annotation, cellular component: catalytic step 2 spliceosome; U2-type prespliceosome; U2 snRNP. The coding region runs from base 61 to 1662 and encodes 533 amino acids. Lineage: Eukaryota; Fungi; Ascomycota; Eurotiomycetes; Eurotiales; Aspergillaceae.
GACUUGACUAUCGCAAGAAGAACUGCUAUUUGUCCACCAUCAGCCAGCCAGCUUGCUACGAUGGCUUCUACAACAAAUGGAAAUACCCCAACACUACCGGAAGAGGUGAACAAGCCGCCUGAGGGCGUGGUUUUGCCCCCGAAGGAUAUUCGAGCUAUUGUGGAAAAGACUGCAGGAUACGUGGCUCGGAAUGGGCUUGUUUUCGAAGAUCGCGUCCGCGAAAAAGAACGAAAUAACCCCAAGUUCUCCUUCCUGACCCCGAGUGACGCAUAUGCAUCGUUCUACCAGUGGCGCCUUGUGGAGAUAAAGGAGGGCAGAGGGACAGCUGUCGCGGCAGGGCGACCAGGGGAGGCUGUGACGGCACCUGAACCGGAAGAGCCCAAGGGACCAGCAGAGCCCCCGGGCUUCCAUUUCUCUGCUCGGAUGCCUAUCAUCAACGCGCAAGAUUUAGAAGUCGUCAAACUUACUGCCCUUUACGUCGCCAAGAGAGGAAAGUCUUUUAUGACCGCGCUUUCGCAACGCGAAGCCAGAAAUUUUCAGUUUGAUUUCCUGCGGCCGCAACACAGUCUCUAUCAGUUCUUCACCCGAUUAGUCGACCAAUAUACGAUCCUAUUACGGCAAGAAGGAAUUUAUGAGGCCACAUCGGAACAGAGGAGACUAGCGGAACUGGAGUACAAUGUUAAGAACAAAUUUCAUAUCUUGGACCGAGCCAAGCAACGAGCGGAAUGGGUGAAAUACCAGGAGCAGCAGAAACAGAAGAGGGAAGAAGAGGAAGAACAAGAGCGCAUUACCUAUGCGCAAAUUGAUUGGCAUGACUUUGUGGUUGUAGAAACUGUGCUUUUCACUGAGGCCGAUGACCAGGCGGAACUCCCUCCACCAACAUCGCUGAACGACCUUCAAUCUGCCUCUCUGGAACAGAAGGCGAUGAUAUCUCUUAAUCCCAUGCGGAUCGAAGAGGCCAUGCCUACGGACCUAGAGGAACCGACAUACUACAACGCUUACCCAGUACAGCCCGAACCAGUGCCGGUCGUACAACCGGCCGGGCCAGUAUUCCCUCAACAGCCAGUUCAACCUAUGCCAGUGCCAGCUGCUGCUGCUGCUGCCGCCGCUCAGGAAGAGGAGCAAAGAGCUGCAUUUCAGGCGCAGCAGGCUGCCGCACCACCAACCGGUCCCAGGAACGCCCAGCAACCGAUGCGUAUCCGGUCGGACUACGUGCCCCGUGCCCAAGCCCGACGACUCAACAAUGCCGGCCCAACCGCACUGUGUCCCAACUGCCACCAGCAGAUUCCAGUGGCGGAGCUGGAUCAGCACAUGCGUAUCGAACUGCUCGACCCGCGUUGGAAAGAGCAGCGUGCCAAGGCCGAUUCCCGCAGUGCGACAACCAACCUGUCGACGACAGAUGUCUACAACAACCUCAAGCGUCUUGCAAGCCAGCGUGGCGACGUUUUCGACUCGUCCGUCCUCCCUGGAGCUACAGACCCUGAAGAAGAAGCCCGGAGAAAGCGCAUGGCCACCGGAGCGCCACCAGCGCCCAGUGCUGAAGGUUUCCCGGGAAUGGCACCCACGCAGCCGAUGGUUGGGCCAUCUGGAGCACCGCCGCAUCCACAGAAUAUGAACCUUGAGGAUCAGAUCAGACAUCUUCAUGAGCGAUACAGGCAAUGAUUUUGGGUCGGGGCGGAUCAUUUUUGCGGCGUUUAACUUGGGAGUUAGGGCUUAAUUCACUUCUUUUGGUUUAUUGUAUAGUACUUUAAAUCUUCAAUUGAAAGCGGGUGUGAAAGUGAUACCAAUUGACAUGCUUUAGUUCGCCAACUUUUGUAUAUCGAGGCUCUCGUAUUGCAGAUAGCAGCCUCAGCAUAGCGACCUCUAUUCCUACCACAGCAUACUCUCUAUUCCUCCUUGACAAACCGCAAAAUCUGGACUUUGAGGUACUGUACUUGCAUGGCUAUACCCGGCUAAUAUGGUAGAAAAUGGUGGAGCCACGGCUCGGGCCGAAAAUGGAUCCCAAUCAACUCGUUUAUUAACUGUUAAGU